CCAUAAACUUCAAAAAAAAAAACCACAGAACAAUUUUACUACGUUUUCAUUUAUAAAUAAAUAAAUAAAUCAAGCAGUUUGGAGCACACAAAUUGAAUUAAAAAUGGCUGUGGAUUUUAAAGAAUUUGAUAGAGAUACUUCAGAUGAUUCUGACGACAGCAUGAACGAUGUGAGCAUUGACGAAGAUAUUGAUGAAAAUUCUCCAGAUGAGCAUAGUGAAAUUAGUGAAAAUGAAAACCACGAUGAUUCUGAUGAUGAAGAUGAGGUUGUAAAAGCAAUUAAGGCAGAACUCACUAAAUCCAGAGACCACCCACCAACUAUUAUAACAGAAGACUUUAUUGUCGAUAUUUGUUUUCAUCCUGCAAGGAAUUUGAUUGCUUUGGCAAACAUAGUUGGUGAUGUUUUACUCUAUGAGUACGGUAAUGAAGAGAAUAAACUUAUUAACACUUUGGAAUUACAUGUGAAAGCCUGUAGAGAUGUAGAAUUUAAUGAUAAUGGUGACACAAUGUUAUCUACAGCUAAGGAUAAAGUAAUAUUAGGGACUGAUGUUGAAACAGGAAAAUUGAAGUUUUGUUAUGAAAAUGCACAUGAUGAGCCAGUUUACAAGUUAUCAAGCUUAGAUUGUAAUAAAUUUGUCACAGGUGAUGAUUGUGGCACAGUUAAACUUUGGGACACAAGGAAAUCUGAGGCCGUAUUUACAAUAAAAAUUGGUGAAGAAUAUGUGUCUGAUGUGGUUACAACUGAGGCCCAAAAAUAUUUAGCCUGUUCCGCGGGAGAUGGUAUUCUCACAUCGAUUGACCUCAAAGCAAGUAAAAUUUAUUCAACGUCUGAACCAUACGAUGCGGAAUUAACAUGCAUGGGUUUGUUUCGUUCUGAUACGAAGUUGGUUGUUGGAUCUUCAAUUGGAAAAUUUUACCUUUUUAAUUGGAAAGAGUUUGGUCUCCAUAGUGACGAGUACACAGGACAUAAACAUGCUAUACAAUGUAUGUUGCCGAUAACUCAAAAUAUUGUGGUUUCAUCUGGAGAAGAUGGUAUUAUAAGAGCAGCCCACAUGUUUCCUCAAAGACAGCUGGGUAUUGUUGGCCAGCACAAUUUGCCCGUAGAAUGCUUAGAUAUCAGUCAUGAUGGACAGUUCAUUGCUUCCAGCUCACAUGAUAAUGAUCUUAAAUUCUGGAAUAUUUCUUAUUUUGAAUCCAUCGAUACUCUUAUAAAUGUUAACGAAAAACAAAAUAAGAAAAAAGACUUGAGAAACAAUUUGCCUUCAAGUACUGUAAAAAAUGCAUCUGAUUUCUUUUCUGGCUUGGCUUAAGUCUUAUUAAAGAGUAAGACAUAA
Leptidea sinapis is the source of this 1333-nucleotide messenger RNA. Its product is annotated as WD repeat-containing protein 55 homolog. The record is from RefSeq and is a predicted model, not a curated record. Bases 104 to 1309 code for a protein of 401 amino acids. The transcript is spliced from 5 exons. Lineage: Eukaryota; Metazoa; Arthropoda; Insecta; Lepidoptera; Pieridae. Gene Ontology annotation, molecular function: protein binding.